AAACCCCUACCAACGAUCAAGGAAGUAAUUCCCAUUUAAUAACAAAACUAGUUAAGAACAACAAAUUAAGAAAUAUUUAGAAUGUGAGAAACAAAAAAGGAUUUAUUCGCACCGCUAAGUAAUAUGAAUGGAUUUUUAACAAACGUUCUUUUAUUUUAAUGAAAAUGGAAUUAUCUACGAAAGAAUAUUUUAAAUAGAACAUUGAUAGGAAGGGCAGAUAUGUUUAUGAUGGUAUCCAUGUAUCCAAGGAGUUAAAUUGUGUGAAUAGUUUCGAGCAUGAAUUGGAUUGAUAUUAACUACAUGUACAAACAUUGAUAAUAAGUAGAAUGGGAAACACAUUCAAAACCGAAGCAAGGAAACCAAGCAAAUACACAGAUCAGCAACCACAGUUCUUGAGGCAAGACGUAUUAGACGGAAUUGCAAGCAAUAAAAAAAAUGACAUAAACCAGCAGCAACAAAAACGGAUGAAAGUCAAACCGAAGGAACAGUUGAGUUUAACGAGCGAAGGAGUGAGUCACGUAAAUGUUGAUAAGUUACCGCAGCACUGGAAACAUCACGCAGGAGAGGAACCUUUCAGUUUGAGAGAUGAUCUAAAAUGGUUCUCCAACCUCCUUGCAGCUUAUAAGCAGCAAAAACAUCAUAUUCUGGAAUUUCUCUCUAAAUCAAACUUUGAAGAAGAAACACCUCGUUGUCCAGAUGAUAUGGAUGACAAAGCCUUCGAUGAUUUUGCAAGAGAAUGUACAGAAACAACCUUCGAGAUACCAUCUUCCUGGAAUAAAAUCACAAUGAAACAAAAUCUGCAUGGUUAUAUUAAAAUGUGUCUAGAAAAGAAAUGGACUUUGAUAAAACUGGGCCCUGUUCUUGAGGAACACAACAGAUUGAAAUUGGAGGUGCAGAAUCUUACAGAAAAAAAUAUAGAACUCCAAACAUUGCGGGCAAAGGAACAAGAAGACACUAAACGUCAAAAGAAAAUUAGUAUUAAAGAUUUGAAACGCGUUAAUGAUGAGAUAGAACAAGAAAGAGAAAAAGUCCGAUACCUCCAGCAGCAACUCCGACCUAUGAAAGAAGAGAAAGAGAACCUCUUAACUCGGCUAAGCAAAUUAGCUGGACCAAAAAUGACCUCAAAAAACCCUGAUAUUGCUGAUUUGAACGAUGAUAACCGACCGACCAAGCUGGCAGAAAAAUUCGGUCAGUUGUAUGACGACGCAUGGACAGAUUCUAUGGAGGAGUUGACAGGAGUAGAAACGAGGCUAAACGACCGAGAGGCGAUAAGCUUCUUACUGCGUAUCGUCAUGACAGCCUACCAGUUUUGCUCUGGUCCUCGUUCCCUGUUUCUUGACCUAACGGAUUGUCAAACCAUUAUGCUUUGUGAAGAUACCAGCUCAAUGAAAGCUUUUACCAAACUUCCAGAUGCGAUUACACCGGACAUUCAACAGGCAACAAAAAAUUGUUUACGAUCGAAAGAAUUAAGUCUGACUCUGCAAAAGGAAUUUGCUGAUAUCCUUAAUGGCCUCAUAAUUGAUAUGACUAAGAGAGAGGAGAAUCAUAUUUCAAACGAACGAAAUAUGAAUAAAUUUGGGCUAGUCAAAGAAGAAGCAGGAAUAAACAAACCCUCAGACUAUUGUUUACAUAACAUUAGAACAGCACAUUUACAAAGCCGAGGAAUUGCUGAUUAUUCAAAAUCGACUAAAAAAUCGAAAAAGCCUCGAAAAAAAGUAGCACAAUAUAAAAGUGCUGCCUCUUUACAACCAUAUCAUGAACAAUGUUCUCGAAAAAAAUGUAUAAUGGUGAAAAAACAUUUUUGGGGACAGUUGGAUGUUUUUACUGUCAUUCAGACAAGUUCAUCUCCCCAGUUUGCCAAAACGACUCACUUUGCCGAGCGCUGUGUGGAGUUAUGUUGGUUUAUGCAGACAACUCGGCCACCGAUACAUCUCAGUGCUCAUAUUCCGGACGAUGGGAGGAUGAACAAUGAUAUACUUAGCGCGUACAUGAAAUCGGGGACGGAGGUCGAUUACAUUGUGUGGCCAGUUAUGUAUUUGUAUGAAAACGGACCUGUGUUAAAUAAAGGUAUUGCCCAACCGAAGUGAAUUGAUAACAGAAAAACAUACAUUCAUUUUUUAAUGUUAAACAAUUGUUUUAUAUAUAAGAACAACACUCAUCACCAAGUUGAGAAAAAUAUAUCAAUGCAUAACGUCUUUUUUAUUAUCAAUAGGUAUUCUAAUAAAAUGACAUCCUUAAUUUGUAAGAAAUAAUAAUUGAAGAAGUUAUCGUAUCAGAAUGCUUUCUAUAGGCCCUUCUGUUGAUAGAAUGGUUUACAGUUACCUUUGAAUUAGCAUUUCCGGUAGUCAUCAUUUAAAGUAGAUUUUAACAAUUUGCGAUACCAACCUGGAAUAAGAACUUUUAAGUCAAAAUAUUAUUAUUCUUUUAACUUUACAUGUGUUACAAUAAAUGACAAUAAGAUGCAUUUCAUUGAAAUCCUUUUAAUUAUUAAUUUGAAGAAAAGAUAGAAAAAAGGUCUAAGUCAUUGUUUAGUUACUAAAAAAAAGUCACAGUUGAAAAGUUUUAGAAAACUCUACAAAAUCUUAAUUUCUAAUCUUGUAAACUGCUUAAUUCACGUUUUAAUAUUGAUUCAAUAAUCCAUAUAAAGAAUUAAACUAGUUUAGAUUGCCUUGCAGUGCUUUCCGUAUAUAGGUUAGUUUCUUUAACCGAAUGAAUUUUAAAAUUAUUAAAAAGGUACAUUUGAUACUUGACUGUACAGUAUUUUUUAAUGUUUGCUAUGUGAUAAAGUUUAUGUAAAUAUAAUAUUGUGUAGAUAAAUUUUACGCUGUUAGAUAUUGAAAUUUGACUUACCUUGAAAUGGAUUACUUUUUUUA
Magallana angulata is the source of this 2873-nucleotide messenger RNA. RefSeq lists its product as uncharacterized. Gene Ontology annotation, biological process: mitophagy by internal vacuole formation; mitochondrial protein catabolic process. Lineage: Eukaryota; Metazoa; Mollusca; Bivalvia; Ostreida; Ostreidae. Gene Ontology annotation, cellular component: mitochondrial outer membrane. The record is from RefSeq and is a predicted model, not a curated record. The coding region runs from base 327 to 2087 and encodes 586 amino acids. The transcript is spliced from 13 exons.